Molecule: messenger RNA, 1236 nt
Organism: Hirsutella rhossiliensis
Lineage: Eukaryota; Fungi; Ascomycota; Sordariomycetes; Hypocreales; Ophiocordycipitaceae
Product: cellulase (glycosyl hydrolase family 5)
Exons: 1
Coding region: 1-1236 (411 amino acids)
Molecular function (GO): hydrolase activity, hydrolyzing O-glycosyl compounds
Source: RefSeq, a predicted model, not a curated record
AUGCUUCUGCUUGUCGUCGUCGUCUUGCUCGUCUUGGGCGGCCUGGCCGGUUACCUCCGGAAGCGGGAGGCCCGUCUCGGCGCCCGGUGGGUGCCGGACCAGGAGUCGCGGCGCUUCGCCAAAGGGUCCCUGCCGCCGCCGCUGGAUAGGACGAGCAUCCGGUCGUGCCAGCUGCCGCUCCGCACCCGGGGCCGGCACAUUGUCGACGCCAGCGGCCGGCGCUUCCGUCUGUCGUCGGUCAACUGGUAUGGCGCCAGCGACGAGCUCUUCGUGCCCGGCGGGCUCGACGUGCGGCACCGGACCGCCAUUGCCGAGACGAUCCGCAGCAUGGGCUUCAACAGCGUGCGGCUGCCGUACGCCGACGAGCUGGUGCGGUCCGACCCGGUCAUCGACGCCCGCCUCGUCCGCGCCAACCCGGACCUGGCGGGCCGGCGGGCCAUGGACGUGCUCGAGGCCGUCGCGGUGGCCCUGACCGAGGCCGGGCUGGCCGUCAUUGUCAACAAUCACAUCACGAGCGCGACGUGGUGCUGUGGGGCCGACCCGUGCGAUGCCGGGUGGGCCAACGACCACCUUGGCCCGCUGUGUCGCGUGCGGCAGACGGAGGAGCAGUGGAUGCAGAAUUGGGAGGCCGUCAUGGCACGCUUCGUCGACAACCCGCUCGUCAUCGGCGCCGACCUGCGCAACGAAGUCCGAGGUCUGUGGGGGACCAUGCCGUGGGCUAAGUGGGCGGCGGCGGCCGAGCGAUGCGGCAACCGCCUGCUGAGGAUGAAGCCGGACCUGCUCGUCGUCGUCGAAGGCACCGAGUCGGCCAACGACCUGUCGGGCGCGAGGGACCGGCCGGUCCGGCUCGACCUGGCCAACCGGCUCGUCUACUCGGCGCACGUGUAUUCGUGGUCUGGCUGGGGCAGCCUCGAGGGCCGCUUCGCCCAGCGCGAGUACGCGUCGUUUGCGCGGACCAUGCAGCGCAACUGGGCGUACCUGCUGGAGAGCGACACGGCGCCCGUCUGGGUCGGGGAGCUGGGCGCGCCGCGAGACCCGGGCCGCGGGGACGCGCACUACUGGAAGAACCUGUGGAGAUUUCUCAAGUCUGUCGACGCCGACUUUGGAUACUGGGCGCUUAACGCGCGCAAGCCUCGGGAUAAUGCGCCCGAGACGUACUCUUUGGUCGCCGACGACUGGGAGACGCCCGUGCUGGAUUAUCGGAUGAAGGACAUGCUUGAGCUUAUGCGGGCGUGA